This is a messenger RNA of Sceloporus undulatus (fence lizard), 4586 nucleotides long. It is a transcript of the gene ABCB6, whose product is annotated as ATP binding cassette subfamily B member 6 (Langereis blood group). Lineage: Eukaryota; Metazoa; Chordata; Lepidosauria; Squamata; Phrynosomatidae. The record is from RefSeq and is a predicted model, not a curated record. Gene Ontology annotation, biological process: transmembrane transport; heme transport. Gene Ontology annotation, cellular component: membrane. Gene Ontology annotation, molecular function: ATP binding; ABC-type heme transporter activity; ATP hydrolysis activity. The transcript has 19 exons. The coding region runs from base 146 to 2500 and encodes 784 amino acids.
UGUGUGUGUGUGGGCGGCGCUAGGGCCCGGGGGGAGCCUGCCAGGCCUCCUCCUGCCUGCCUGCCGUUCUUGCGGAGCCAGAGUGCCAUUGCGGCGGGACAAGAAGCGAGGGACGUUGGGAGAGACAAGCUCCUAAACCAGCAGGAUGGUGUUGCUACAGAGCUACUGUGAGGGUAACGAGUCCCUGGCACAAGCAUGGGCCCAACAGGGCCUGCAUCCAUGUUUCUACUUCACACUGGUCCCUGCAGUGCUGCUCAGCGUCUGCUUCCUAUUGGGUGCCCUGCAGUACGCCUGUUAUGCCCGCUUCAGCCGCACCAUGGAACCAAAGUAUAUCCCACGCUCCCGCCUGUACUAUAUCCAGGUCCUCCUUUCUCUGCUCCUUGCACUGCUGUCCUUUGUCACUUUUCUGUGGCAGGUGUUGGGCAUGGAACAUCUCUAUGGGUAUAUGGUACUGUAUGCCUGCCUCUCUGCCAUGAGCUGGCUUGGCUCACUUGGCUUACUGCACUUGGAACGUACCAGAGUGAUGGUGCAGGAUCGGAUCAGAGGCCAUGGGGUCAUCCUGCUCCUCUACUGGGCCCUGGCCUUUGCUGCAGAGAACCUGGCCUUCAUCUCUUGGAACAGCCCUCUCUGGUGGUGGGGUUUAGAGGACACCAAUCAAAAGGUACAAUUCAGCUUGUGGUUCCUACGCUACAUCGGCACCUUUGUCCUCUUCACGUUGGGGAUCAAGGCCCCUGGGCUGCCCCGAAAACCUUACAUGCUGCUAAUUAAUGAGGAUGAGCGCGACGUGGAGAACAGUCAGCCCCUACUUCCAGAUGCCAGACAGCAUCGCUCCACCUGGAGGGGUUUGGGCCGGAAGAUACGCCUCCUUGUUCGGUAUAUGUGGCCACGAGGGAGCUACCCACUACAGGGGCUGGUGAUACUCUGUCUGAUGCUGAUGGGACUGGAGCGAGGCAUCAAUGUCUUUGUGCCCAUCUACUACAAAUACAUUGUGAAUGAUCUCACGCAAGGAGUUGCCUGGCAUAUCCUGCUCCAGACUAUCGGCAUCUAUUCAGCCCUCAAGUUUCUCCAGGGAGGAGGUGCUGGUGCCACUGGCUUCAUCAGCAAUAUGCGCACUUUCUUCUGGAUCCGUGUGCAACAGUUCACAAGCCGUGAAGUCCAGGUGCAGCUCCUCCGGCACCUCCAUGGCCUGUCCCUUAGAUGGCAUCUGGAGCGCAGGACAGGCGAGGUGUUGCGCAGUGUGGACAGAGGCACUAGCAGCAUCAACAAUCUGCUCAGCUACAUUGUCUUCAGCAUCUUCCCCACAGUGGCUGAUAUCAUCAUUGCUAUUGUGUAUUUCACCAUGACCUUCAGUGCCUGGUUUGGCCUCAUAAUCUUCAUCUGCAUGAUCCUGUACCUUGGUUUGACCAUUAUAAUGACUGAGUGGCGAACGAAGUACCGCCGUGACAUGAAUACUCGUGACAAUGAGGCCAAGUCUCGAGCUGUUGACUCACUUCUCAACUUUGAGACGGUGAAAUAUUACAAUGCUGAGAAUUAUGAGGCUACCCGCUUCAAUGAUGCCAUUAAGAAGUACCAGGUCUCAGAAUGGAAAGUCAAUGCAUCACUGGCACUGUUGAACCAGACACAGAAUCUGGUGAUCGGUUUAGGGCUGCUAGCUGGAUCCCUUCUGUGUGCUUACUAUGUGACCAAGAAGAAGCUCCAUGUGGGCGAUUACGUUCUCUUUGGCACAUACAUCAUCCAGCUAUACACUCCUCUGAACUGGUUUGGCACCUAUUACAGAAUGAUCCAGUCCUCAUUUGUUGACAUGGAGAAUAUGUUUGAUCUCUUCGAUGAGGAACAGGAGGUGAAGGAUGAACCAGGUGCUGGGGAUCUUCGGUUUAUGACAGGACGUGUGGAGUUUGAAAAUGUCCAUUUUGGCUACGUAGACGGGAAGGAAGUUCUACAUGAUGUUUCAUUCACUGUAAUGCCUGGGCAGACCCUAGCAUUGGUGGGGCCCUCUGGCUCGGGAAAAAGUACUAUUAUUCGCCUACUUUUCCGCUUCUAUGAUGUCUAUGGAGGUUGCAUUCGAAUUGAUGGACAGGAUAUCUCCAAGGCAAAGCAGGUCUCAGUGCGCUCCCACAUGGGUGUGGUGCCCCAGGAUACCGUUCUCUUCAAUGACACCAUUAGGAACAACAUCCGAUAUGGUCGUAUUGAUGCUACUGAUGAAGAGGUGGUAGAGGCUGCAAUUAAUGCUAAUAUUCAUGAGCGCAUUCUCACUUUCCCUGAUGGUUAUGAUACACAGGUGGGUGAACGAGGUCUGAAGCUGAGUGGUGGGGAGAAGCAGAGAGUUGCUAUUGCCCGCACUAUCCUGAAGAACCCUCAGAUCAUUUUGUUCGAUGAGGCGACAUCAGCGUUGGACACAAAGACUGAGAGAAUUAUCCAGGCAUCCCUGGCUAAAGUGUGUGCAAACCGAACCACCAUCAUUGUGGCACACAGGCCUGCAAGAAUCAGGACACUCGGUUGAAAGCGACUCUUUACCAACAGACCCUUCGCCCUGCCACCCCUUUGAAACCUGGCAAUAGCAAAAAAUUGGAAAGAGAAGGAGGCACCUACCAUUGAUGAUUGGUUAUUAAAAGCAUUAAAUGUUAUAGAAAUGGACAAAAUAAAGAUGUCAUUGAAAGAAGAAAAGAAUAGGGAAGAUCAAAUACAGGAUCCGUUAAAUACUUACGCGGCUUGAGCAUACGCGCUCAAGCAGCGGGGUGCGCAUGGGGCGCGCGUGGGGUGGAAGGGGCGGCUCAUCCCAUUCAAUUGAAUGGGCGCACGUGUCCAUUGUGCCCCGAGCGCUGCCGCGCCACCGCACCGCCGUUCACGAGCCCCAUUGUUUAUAAUGGUGCUUGAGCAUAGGCGGAAUUCGCCUUACUCAGAGGGAUCCGGUACGGAUCCCUGUGUAAGGCGAGGGUCCACUGUACUGUGAAAAGAGAUGGCCAACAAACUGUAACAUUAGAAAUAUUGAUGGAAUUAAAUAUUGUUGGAAUCUUGUAAUAUAUGCCUACUCCUUAUAUUUAUAUUGUAAAUAUAGGUUUAUAUUGUAAAUAUGAUAUAAAAUGCUUUCCUCAUGCCUUUAAGCAGAAAAAAGUUAUAGAAUAUUUUAUAGAAUAAUAAUACAUACUCUUUUAUAUUAAGCAAAAGGUUCACAUAAAAAUGUGAGAAGAGGACAGAAAUAGAAAAUAAUAAAGAAAUGAAUGAAUAAUGUGCUAAAUUAAGGGUUAAAGAAAUGGAAGAAAUAAAGAAAUAUGAAGGGAAUUGGGUGAGGGAGAGGAAAAAGAGGAACAGAAAUUGUAAGCUUGUCAUGUGAUAAAAGGUUUUUAUUUUGUAAUUAUAAUGUAUAUAUUAAUAAAGACUAUUUUUAAAAAUAAAAUAAAAAAAGAAACCUGGGGAGACCUCAGCUACUGUGGCUUCGGGGACAAAAGAUAAUUAUCCCAAGGAUAAAAUCUUCCAAGGAGAAGUCUACUAAAGCCCACAAGUCAGAUAAAGACCAUGGUUCCAACCACAAGCCAAAAACAAAACACUCUUCGAAGCCCAGGCACUACAAAGACAAGGGCUCCCCAUCAGGAGGUGAGAAACCUUCAAAAAAGCGCUGUUCUUCCCCCCCAUUGGGUUGAAAAAUUGGGCUCUCAGGAUACUGAGAAACUCCCUAAAAAGAAGAAGGAACCCUUGGCAGCUCUCGGUGCCGAUCCUGAGCAUUCCACUAUUACAUCCGUUGUGGACGUUCAUGUAUGUUCCUUUGGGAUCAAACCCUCCUGCAGUCCAGCAAGGGUUGCGAUCUGAUACAGUUUCUCCAACCAGAUUUCUCCAAAUCGUUUCCAUUGAUUUGGCUUCAGAAUUGGAGGGUGAAAUCCGUGAUUUGAACCCUCAAUUAAUUACUCCAAACUCCAAGCAUACAGACUCGAUUUGGAUGGUUCAGGACCAUCUGUUGGCAUCUCCUCGACUUUAAUUGCCAAUAAAUACUAUGCCCAUGGUACCAAUCCUCAAUUUCCUGAGGACUCUCUCUUUGAUUAUUAUCCUGACCUUGUAUAUGAUCGUUUCAACCCUCGACAUUGAUACAGGGAACAGCGUUCAACCUACCCACCUGAUCUGUACCGUCAGUAUCAACACCAGGAGAGACAGUACCACACCUCUGAACAAACAUGCCAGACGUACCCAUCUCAGUCUUCCACUUCCUCUGGUCAAUGGCAGCCUGCUCAACCUUGGUACCAUCAGGGUUUCCAUAAAAGAGAUACCAACCAGUCUAAGAAAAGGCUGUGAAAGAUGGAUCCACACUUCGUACCCCCUUCUCUCUGUAACAGAUUUGGCAUUUGUCAGCUCUUGGGCCUCCAUAACAUCCAGCUCUUGAGUUCUCAGCAUUGUCUCUAGAGAUUAUGCCCUUGAGUUAGAAGAGCUCUUUCCAACAGGAGCUAUUAUUUCCACUCCCCCUUCAGACACUCUGAGAAAGUGUGCACCCUGUUGGAAAAGGACACCAUUGAGCUCUUAGAUUCUUCUUGAGCCCAGCGCUGAUUUUUCUCUUGAUACUUACCAGUUUCCCAUUAACAGUCUAAUAUCUGACCUUUUUU